Ostreobium quekettii is the source of this 336-nucleotide messenger RNA. Lineage: Eukaryota; Viridiplantae; Chlorophyta; Ulvophyceae; Bryopsidales; Ostreobiaceae. The record is from the annotation of a GenBank genome assembly.
AUGGUUUUGGGAGAGCUGCGGAGGGCGUUUCACAUAUCUGAUGAAAAGCACGAGGAGCUGAUGGAAUUCGUCAUGCAAGGCGGAAAUCCUGACCGGUGUGCACAACAUAUUGAAUUCAGAGUUGGAGACGCUGGAGCUGUCCAUCGUGGGAUUGAAUGGCAUAUGGAGGGAUUGGAUCCACUCAAUAAUGCAUCCCAUAAAGAGGAUUGGCAUGUGAGAACAAUAGAGGAUUGCUGCUUGGGGACAGAUAUGGUGAUGUUGGACAUGUGGCCUCACACAGGAUGCUCUGAAAGUGAUCUCCAAAUGGGUCGUGACAAAGGAAUGUUGGUGUGUUAG